AUGGCUUCUUCUUCUGAUUCCGCUGCUGCUUUUCCCUCUAUCACUCAAGCUGUUCAUAUCAAGCUUGAUCGCAAUAACUAUCCCCUUUGGUUGGCCCAGAUUCUCCCUCUCCUCAAGAGUCGCAACCUGAUGUCCUUACUCUUCCGGCUAAAUAUCGCUAUUGGCAUUCUUUUUGCAAAUCUUAUAAAUUAUAGAACUAACAAAAUUACAGAGGGAUAUGGAUGGAGGGUGUCACUAGGUUUGGCUGCCAUUCCAGCAGGUUUGCUAACUGUUGGGUCUCUCAUUGUGGUUGACACUCCUAACAGUUUGAUCGAACCAGGUAAGUUGGAGGAAGGAAAAGCAGUUCUUAAAAGGAUUAGGGGUGUUGACAAUGUGGAUCCAGAAUUCUUAGAGAUUGUCGAGGCAAGUGGUGUGGCAAAAGAAAUGAAGCAUCCUUUCAGAAACCUCCUUAAGCGUAGGAACAGGCCUCAAUUGGUCAUUGCAAUUUGGAUGCAGAUUUUCCAGCAAUUCACUGGUAUUAACGCAAUCAUGUUCUACGCUCCAGUUUUGUUCCAGACCUUGGGAUUAAAGAGUGAUGCUUCCCUCUACUCAGUUGUUAUCACAGGAGCUGUCAAUGUCCUCUCAACCAUUGUAUCAAUAUAUUUUGUCGACAGAGCUGGUCGUCGUGUUCUAUUGUUAGAAGCUAGUGUCCAAAUGUUCCUUUGUCAAUUGGUGGUUGCAAUAAUAAUGGGACACAACUUGAAGGAUCACUCUAACAACCUCGACCAUGGCUUGGCAAUUGUUGUGGUGAUUAUGGUUUGCAGUUUUGUUUCAUCCUUCGCGUGGUCUUGGGGACCUCUUGGGUGGUUGAUCCCUAACGAGAUGCUCCCAUUAGAGGCCCACUCAGCCGGCCAGAGUGUGGCUGUCUGUACCAACAUGCUCUUCACCUUUAUCAUAGCACAGGCCUUCCUCUCAAUGUUUUGCAACAUAAAGUUUGGCAUUUUCCUCUUCUUCACAUUUUGGGUCUUUGUCGUGACAAUUUUCGUUGUGAUCUUAAUUCCUGAGACCAAGGGCGUCCCUAUUGAAGAGAUGACUGAGAGAGUAUGGAAGAAGCACUGGUUUUGGAAGCGAUAUAUGGAUGAAAUCGAAGAUAAUCCCAAGGCCCAGGCAAAUGCUUAA
This is a messenger RNA of Prunus dulcis (almond), 1158 nucleotides long. Its product is annotated as sugar transport protein MST4-like. Gene Ontology annotation, molecular function: monosaccharide transmembrane transporter activity. Gene Ontology annotation, cellular component: membrane. Gene Ontology annotation, biological process: monosaccharide transmembrane transport. The coding region runs from base 1 to 1158 and encodes 385 amino acids. The transcript is spliced from 5 exons. The record is from RefSeq and is a predicted model, not a curated record. NCBI's taxonomy places the organism in Eukaryota, Viridiplantae, Streptophyta, Magnoliopsida, Rosales, Rosaceae.